Molecule: messenger RNA, 4757 nt
Organism: Oryzias melastigma (Indian medaka)
Lineage: Eukaryota; Metazoa; Chordata; Actinopteri; Beloniformes; Adrianichthyidae
Gene: kdm4b
Product: lysine (K)-specific demethylase 4B
Exons: 22
Coding region: 308-4075 (1255 amino acids)
Biological process (GO): chromatin remodeling
Cellular component (GO): nucleus
Molecular function (GO): histone H3K9 demethylase activity
Source: RefSeq, a predicted model, not a curated record
GAUGGUGAUAACGAGGGAUUUUUUUUAAUUUUCUUUAACUUAUGAACAAAGUAAUAAAAUUCGCGAACCCGACACUUGUGUACGUGCGUGGCGUGCUGUUAGCUUAGAGAUUGGCCACUUAUUGGUUGUCGAUAAGCAUCUUAAUGUUUUUUUCUUAGUUUCUGUUAUUUUCAUUGAAGAAUUUCAACGUCAAUCAACGCUGAGCCAAUCAGCUUGCUAGAUUUCCACCAUGAGGAAGACUGUAAGUCAACCAAUCACAAGGCACCAUUUUGAAGUGGGCGUAAAUCCUCGUAGCCGAAGGUAGCUAAUGCUAGAGGAAAAUCGUUCCAUAGAAGCUAAACAGAACGAAACCAACCAAUUUAAGGACAGUAAACGAGGACGCCACCAAACUGCAGGAGGCUCACCUGCAAUCCGCUCAAUGGCGACUGAUAUGCCUAUGGAUAUGAUGUCGCCCCCUGACCCUGUCCCAGCCCAACCCCCUCCUCCUGCAUUUGGCGCAGGUUUAGCUCAAGACCAUGUUCCUGUUCCUGUUCCGCAACCAGCAGGUGUUCAAACCCCAGAUACCACGAAGACCUCACAAGAGAAUGCUGGUUUAGAGCUUCCCCCUGCUCUAACUGCAGACCCAGAGAUACCUCCAGAACAUGCUUCUGUUUCUGAACCCUCCAUAGCCCCUUUGUUGGCACCCCCACAGCCUCCCCAGCCAGCAUUUACUGCCAAGAACCCCAGCUGUAAAAUCAUGACUUUCCGGCCCACGAUGGAGGAGUUUAAAGACUUUGCCAAAUAUAUCGUCUACAUGGAGAGUCAAGGAGCUCACCGUGCUGGCCUGGCAAAGGUGAUUCCUCCAGAAGGCUGGAAGCCAAGGAAGUGCUAUGACACCAUUGAAGACAUGGUGAUACCAGCCCCCAUCAUGCAGGUUGUGACUGGUCAGUCAGGCCUGUUCACUCAGUACAACAUUCAGAAGAAAUCCAUGACAGUUGGAGAAUUUCGCAAGCUGGCCAACAGCAAGAAGUAUUGCACGCCACGUCACAAAGACUUUGAUGACCUGGAGAGGAAGUACUGGAAGAACCUGACGUUUGUGUCGCCCAUCUAUGGUGCUGAUGUUGGUGGAUCCAUAUAUGAUGAGGACAUCCAAGAGUGGAACAUCGGCCACCUCAACACUCUGCUGGACAUGGUAGAGCAGGAGUGUGGCAUUGUCAUUGAAGGGGUCAAUACUCCGUAUUUGUACUUUGGCAUGUGGAAAACCACCUUUGCAUGGCACACUGAGGACAUGGACCUCUACAGUAUCAACUAUCUGCACUUUGGACAACCAAAGUCCUGGUACACCAUCCCACCAGAGCACGGCAAAAGGCUGGAGAGGUUGGCACAAGGCUUUUUCCCCGGAAGUUCACAAGGCUGCGACGCCUUCCUGCGCCACAAGAUGACACUGAUCUCUCCAUCUAUCCUGAAGAAGUACAGCAUUCCUUUUGACCGGAUAACCCAGAAUGAAGGAGAGUUUAUGAUCACUUUUCCUUAUGGCUACCAUGCUGGCUUCAACCAUGGCUUCAACUGUGCAGAAUCCACCAACUUUGCCACUCUGCGCUGGGUGGACUACGGCAAAAACGCUACUCUGUGCUCCUGCCGUAAGGACAUGGUGAAGAUCUCCAUGGAUGUGUUUGUUCGCUGCCUGCAGCCGGAUCGCUAUGAGCUGUGGAAGCAGGGCAAAGACGCCACAGUGGUCGACCACUUGAAGCCCACAGAGCUGGACAGCCCUGAGCUGGAGCGCUGGAGGCAGCAUCGAGUGACUUUCCGCAUGAACCUCCUGCGCAGGGCCAUGCAAAAGAUGAAAAUGUUCCGCCGUCUGAAGCUGGAGGAGGUGAAGGUCCUGGCGGAGGAGGGAAUCGCUCUGAACGCUGCAGAGUAUCAGCAACAGGUGGAGGAGCGCGAAGCUCAGCGCAAGAAGGAGAGGGAGGAGCGCUUAGCUCGAGAGGCCUUGAUGACUCUGGAGGCCAUGGAGCGGGAGGAGAAGGAGGCUGCUGCUAAAGCUGCAGAGACUCCAGCUGCUGACAGCGACAACAGUGUGAACACCCAAGGGCAAGAAGUCCAAAUACAGACCGGAACAGAGGAUGCAGAGAAAAAGAAGCAGAAAAAGCAAAAGAGGACGUCUAAUGCUUUGUCUGGAUUUGAAGAAGUCUUUGAGCAGUUUGCCAAAUCCAGCAUUAAGAAUUCAAACAAUGAUUUCCCAGGAGACACUAAAAUGGAAGUGACCCAGACGAGCUUCUCCAAAAUGAAAAUGCCAACAGAGGUGAAGAAGAGUCGGCGCCACCCGCUGAGCAAGCCUCCCACUCGCACACCGCCAUCCGUCGUGAAGCAGGAACCGGCCAGUGAUAAAGAGAUUUCUUCACCAAUUCCACUCGAUAGUGACAUGAAGAAGCAGGAGCACCUAUGGCAGAAUCACUCGCCCAACUUCUUGGCAGAGAAGGCCUUCAAUGCUGCCGUGGCUGCACUCCAACCUCACUGUGCUGUCUGCUCCCUCUUCUGUCCUUACGCAAGGCCGCAGACAGACCCCUCUGUUGCGAACGAGACCGCAAACGCCCCCUUCCCCCGUCACGGCAGCUGGACCCGGCCUUUGGUGCCAGAGAUGUGCUUCAGUGUCGGAGCGGGAAACACGGAGCCGCCCCCCACUAACCAUCACAUCAGGGAGGAUGGCACCAGUCUCCUGAUCCGCUGUCCCUCCUGUGAAAUGCAGGUUCAUGCCAGUUGUUAUGGUGUGAAGCCAGACUCUGUCAGAGGUUCAUGGAGGUGCUCCAGAUGUACAGCAGGAGCCUGGACAGUGGAAUGCUGUCUGUGUAACCUGCGAGGCGGAGCUUUGAAGACUACCAUUGACGGCAGGUGGGUCCAUGUUAUCUGCGCCAUCGCCGUGGCAGAAGCUCGCUUCCUCAAUGCCAUCGACAGAGAGCCCGUGGACGUCAGCGCUGUUCCUGAAACCCGCAAAAACCUGAGAUGUGUUUUCUGCCACAGCAAGAGUUCGAAUCAGAACCGCGGCGCCUGCAUCCAGUGCACGUACGAGAACUGCGCCACCUCUUUCCACGUCACCUGUGCUCAGAUCGCUGGAGUGUUGAUGAAGCCCGCCGACUGGCCCUAUGUGGUCUCAGUCAUCUGCCAGAAGCACAAAAAGGCUCCUCCUAAGGCUCCUCCUAAGCCCCGACCAGCAGCCAAAGCCUCUCAGGGUCCCGUUCUGGGCCAAACUGUGAUUGGCCGAAAUAGGGACGGCUGGUAUUACCACUGCACCAUCAUCGGCACGGCAACACAGACCUUCUACGAGGUCAACUUUGAUGACGGCUCCUACUGUGACAACGUGUUCCCUGAAAACGUAGUGAGUCACGACUGCCUCCACAAUGGCCCUCCUGAAGCUGGGGAGCUCAUUACUGUUGCUACACCCGAGGGUCAGGUCCUCAGAGCUUCCUUCAUCAAGCAGCACACUCACAAACUCUACCAGGUUGAGUUUGUCAACCAAACCCAGCUGAUGCUCAAACACUCUGAGGUGUUUCAGCUGGACCACGAAUUACCCAAAAGAGUCAAAGCUCGGCUGAGUAUACAUGCGAUGAAGGAGGAGGCUUCCUCUGCAGACGAAGCACAGGCAGCUAAACGCCCCUGCCUGCCCUCCAGUUCAGCUCAUGCUAAAACAAUGAUGGCGGCGCCCGCUCCGUCAGCUUCUCUCGCCGCAGGACAAGAACCUCCCAGUGUUAGCGCCCUGCCAGCAUCACAGCUGUUCUCCCAGCCCACAGCAGCCCCACAGGAAAGCCCCGCCCCCACCAAUGGCAAUCAGAUGGACGCCGAAACCCCGAUGGAUACCAGCAGCCCCCUAGCCGCCGCUCUCUCCGAGUCGCUCCUGGGCUCCGACCCCACCCUGACACCUCAGUCCGCCCCCUUUCAGGCCACCUUGAACUCUGACCCCCUUCUCUCCGCCCAGUCCCCUCCGCGCCCUCCCCACCACAUGUCCGACGGCUACACGCCCAGCAGCGGCUACGUUUCCUACAUGGAGACACUCCUCCAUUCACAUUUUCCUCAGGACGAUGGCAGCAGCUCCCUGUAUUAAAAACCAACGCCGCUGUGUUAUUACUCGGCCGGCGAUGGCCGAGCCAACAGGCAGUAAGCUAAUGCAAGAGGACUCUGAGUGCUGUAUUAAAUGAACAGAGCAAUCGCAAGCACUCUUUUAAUGCAUGUUACUUUUCUAUGUUUGCGUUAAUGUAUUGAUUCUUUAGCUCGCACUGAAAUAAGCAGCUGAAGAAUUUUUUUUUUUUAAUGUUAACAUUAUUAUUAUUUUCUAGGUUGUAUUGGUUUUUGUUUUCCAUCAGCUGCUGUGCUUUUACUUUCUUUCUCCUUAAUAUCAACGUGUCUCCAGGUGACAUCAACCUCAUACCUCGUUACAUGUAUUCACUAAUACAACAUUUCCAUCCUCUUUCUAUAGGAAGCUAAAUAGGAUCAGCGUCUCUGCUUUUCUUUUUUUCAGAGAAGUAACCAGCAACAAGAUCUAUAUUUUCAGCCAAUUUUAGAUUUUAACUUCUUUUUGGGAUUGAAGUGUCACAGAUUUCAUCAACAGGAUGUUUUCAGUGUCUUGUUUUGUCGGACUGCAAAAGGAAAUAUGGGGAAAAAUGUGGUGUAAAAAUAUGAAAACCAAAAAAAAAAUAAAGACUUGUAGAGGAAUGGCAGUAUUUCAGCAUUGUACUUAUAUACUGACAUACAUAAGUGUAAUAAAGGAAACCCUUUGAUUGUCUGCA